UUUACGGCUGUCAUGCCUCACGGAUCCGCAAGCAUGGAGGCAGAGGAAUCGGAACAGGAAGCCGCGGAGCAGGAGCUUCUGGAAGGGAGAGACCAGAAACCAGAGGCGGAGGAGGAGCAGGAGGAAUCCGAAGAGGCAGCCUGCGGCGGCAAGAAGCGGGUGGUGCCGGGUAUUGUGUACCUGGGCCACAUCCCGCCCCGCUUUCGGCCUCUGCACGUACGGAACCUUCUCAGCGCCUAUGGCGAGGUCGGGCGCGUUUUUUUCCAGCCUGAGGAUGGGUUCGUGAGGCGCAAGAAGAAGGCAGCGGCAGCUUCGACCACGGGAGGAAAAAAGCGGUCCAAGUACAGCAAGGACUACACCGAGGGCUGGGUGGAGUUCCGGGACAAGCGAGUAGCCAAGCGAGUGGCGGCCAGUCUGCACAACACGCCUAUGGGCGCCCGCAGGCGCAGCCCCUUCCGCUACGACCUGUGGAACCUCAAGUACCUGCACCGUUUCACCUGGUCCCAUCUCAGCGAGCAUCUUGCCUUUGAGCGUCAGGUGCGCAGGCAACGCCUGAGGGCCGAGGUUGCCCAGGCCAAGCGUGAGACUGACUUCUAUCUUCAAAGUGUGGAGCGGGGACAGCGCUUCCUUGCCGCUGAUGGGGACUCUGCCCGCCCGGAUAGCACUUGGGCCUUUGCCCAGCGUCCUACUGAGCAGGAGCUGAGGGCCCGGAAGGCAGCUCGGCCAGGGGGACGUGAACGGGCUCGCCUGGCUAACGUGCAGGACCAGGCCCGCUCCAACCGAGGGCUCCUUGCUAGGAUCUUUGGAGCCCCACCACCCUCAGAGAGCAUGGAGGAACCCUCUCUGGUCAAGGACUCUUGAGGAGGAGAGAGGCCCCUUCCACCUCCUAGCCCAGCCCUGCUUCCUGAUACUGACUCUCCCGACAGACAUUUUCUUGUAUUUCUCAGACCAGGAGUCUCUGAUGAGAGCCCAGACAUAGAAGUGUAGGCCUCUCCAUCUGGCUCCAACUCUUGUACAUGUCUGGCUGAAGAGCCUAAUUCAUACUUAUGACUACUGCAGAUGCCUGUUUUGUCUUGUUUGAUUCUUGCCUACCUGCCUCCUGCCUAGGGAGCCCCUGUAAAAAUCCUUCCUGCCUCCAGAAAGAGCGUCUACUUCAAGCUAGGGUGAUAAUGGCUGAUCUUGGCAGCUGUUUACUAACCACAGGUAAAGGCAGCAGCAACAUCCUUUUUGUUUAGAAAAGAUUAACAGAGACUGGGGAAAUGGGGUAGGACUGGAUUGGGAGCCACCUUCCAAAUGUAUUUAUAGAAAAGAAAAACAUGUAUUUUUUUUAUAUGCCUUUGGUAGUUUAUGGGGGAGUGGUCAUUGGAUAAGUUCCAGCUUCCAUUUCCUUGUGUCCCAUUGACUCACCUUUGUUCUAUCUCCUGGUCUCAGAGCUCCCUCAUUCAACCUGGACCCUUUUCUAUCUAUCUAAUUAAUUUCUUAGCCCAUUUUAUCAAUCAGUUAUCUAAUUAAGCAUUUACUAAGUUACUAAAUGGGGACAUAUAGUCUUAUAGACUACUAGAAAGAGGCAGAUAUUUAUAAAUGUGUAGAAAAAUAAAUGUAUAGAAAUAAAUGUACAGGCAUCACGGUAGAUGUGUAUUAGGGGUAGAGUGGGAGCCAUGGGAGAGCAUGGUUGACUCUGUCUGGGAAGGUAAGCAGUGCCCUCCGUGUGGACCUGAUUGCUGCCCAGUCUUCAGAGGUGGGUCACUUUUCACCCAGUUUUCCAGAUCAUUCCUGAAAAGCAAACAGAAGUCUGAAAGAGCCUAUUGUGUUCCUGUAAUUGGAAACAAAGCUCCAUGGAUGGAGUGUUGGGUUCAAACCAUUGUAAAGGUGGGCAGAACCUUGGCGGUAGUUGGGUUCAAAUGGUUCCUCUCAGGUGCACUUCUGCGUGUUGGGGCUUAGACAAGGGAAGGUUCACAAACAACAUGCAGAGCAGCCCUGGAGGCUACAGUGAGUGAGUGUGAGCCACUCAGGAACUGAAAACUGAGGUCACAAUAAACUAAGAAAUCUAUACACAGCCUUGUAUAGAUUAAAACUGAUCCGUGUCUAGGCUGUUAAACUUAACAGGAAGUGGUAGAGUGAUAAUAAUAAUUUGAUUUUGCUUGUGCUGUUUAUUUUUUUUUUCAUUGUCAUCAAUAUAAGUAUCCAUGUGUUCUUUGGGUGAAGUGGGUUCAUCCACUUGUUUGGCUCUAAAAUAACCUACCCAUAUUAAGAUCUUAAUUUGAUAGGUACAUUUUAUUUGGGAGCAUAAAAAUGACCAUACGUUAAAAAAUUACUGUCUACUUGGUGUAACAUUUCUCUCUCCUACCCAGCACACAAACACAUCUCCUGUGUAGUGUUGUACUCUCAUUUUAGAAACUUGAUAUCCUUGUUUCUGUGUUCAUUUCUUGUGAGUUUGUUUCAUGUGGAUUGUUUCCUCAGGUCAUGAUGUCUUCCAAGAUUACCAGGAAAAUCCAGUGUCAGAAUUUCACAAGCUGUUGUAUUCAUUUAUUCAAAACUCUGAGUGCCCAUUGCUGUUGUUGCUAGAUAAAGAGAAUAUAAGAUGAAGAAGAAACUUAUCUUCCGCUCAAGUUGCUAACAGCUUAGAAAGUAAAACACAUAUAGGGCUUAAUAAUUUCUUGAAAGAAUGAAAUUAUGUUCCCAGACUGGUUGACAUUAGGUAUCAGUAUAUUCAAGGUGAGCAUCUCAGGUUCCAGUUCAAAUAGUUCUGCACAAAGAGCUCACACCUGCAGCCAGGUAAGCUGGGUAAAUCACAGGUGGAGUGAGGAAUGAAAAUAAGAAUGAGUAGAAUAAAAUUUCCCAGAAACUGUCAUCUUGAUUCCCUCUAGACUUAACUCCUUUGAGGGCUGGAAAAUACAUUUUUUACACUUAUAAUUUUGUUCCCACUUAAACAGCACUCAGUUUUUUUAUAUGAAUUACUUCAUAUACAAUCAUAAGUACUGUAUUAUCCCCGCAUUUCCACCAUUAAAGACAGGCUCAGAUAGGACACAAUUUGCCACUUAGUAUUUUUUAUUCCCAGCAUCUUUCCUGGAUGCUUUCCCAGUGUGCAUAUGAUAAAUGAUUGUUGGAUGAAUCUCAGGGGACAUGGGCUUGUAAAGAGUGAAGAGUAGCUGUAAAAAUGAAUGGAUUUAUUUUAUCUAAUACCCAGAGUUGCUAACUGGAUAAUUUAACUCCCAACUAUCUCGUAUACAAUUAGACUCAAUUAUGAACCUGUUGUUAUAAUUAAUACUGUGAAUCAACUUAGUUCCACUCACAACUGAGAAACUGGGACUAUGCAUUUGUUGGAAAUAGACUAAAUCAGUAAAAAGAGGAAGGGCAGUUAAAAAGAGUACGACGGCUUUAAUAUGGGGUGUCUGAGUCAGUGAUAUUAUUCCUAAAAAUGUUCUAAAGUCACAAUUAGCGUACUCUUCCUCAAUUUACUUUUCCAUGAUUUCUCAUAUCUCUGGAAAUUGUCUUGCUGUUAUUACAGUAGAGUUGGGAAGGGAAAGACUCUUUGUGUAAGCCUCAGUGCCCAGUUCCUCCAAUAGAGUUAAUGUUUUAGCAAGUUGUUUGAGGUCCAGUAUUAGAUUUGCUGCCCGUUUUGAGGGAGUCCUGUGUCCAACUCCCAGCCGAAGAGGCAGUUCCUCUUUGGUCAGUUACAUCUGCUAUCCCCACGCCCACACAAAACUGCAUCUGAGAUGCUGAGUAAUAACUCAGCCAGAGGAAUGGAAUGGAAAGAAAUGGUUAAAUCGUGUGCUUUUCUAGUCUCUAAUUUUUUACAAUACAAAAACGUCCUAAAUAGCUUCGACACUUGAAGCAAGCUCCUGUGAAGAUUAAUGUAAAGUGUUCCCCUGUCAGCCUCCCUCUUAGGCGUGAAGACAGGAGGAUGCGGAAGAAUUUAGAGCCCUGAGCAGGUAAGGACACCAACCAGUCUUGUCCGGGAGCCUUUCCUACAGGAUUGAGGAGGGCGGGGCUGGGAUUAGCGUGAGCACCACCCAGAAAGGGUAAAAAGGGUGGGAGAGACAGAAAGAUGUAUUUGAGAAGGCUGUCUUCUAACAGGCAAAGAGCAGCUUCAAUGGAUUGAGGCUUCCCGGGAGCUCAGUGUGAAUGAGGGUGAGGGCGAGGCCGCUGCGUUCCAGGACUGGCCCUAAAGUGCCUGAGAAAUACCUGAACUCCACGCCAGUUUCCACCCACUCGCCUCCCUCGAGGGACUACUGUGGCUUUACACAAACCACGGUACUCCAGGUCUGAAACCUGAGCCUGCCCCUCGGCCUCGCUCUGGCUUGGAAUUUCAAAAGGAUUGUGUGAUUCUGUCUGUUUUAAACUCAAUCCGUUUAGGAAUAAAUAAUUCCAUCAUAAAGGCUCUUAGCCAGGGAAAACUAUUCCAGAACAGUUUGCGAAAACACGUUUCUUGGAGUAAAUGAAAAAAUGUGUACCCUGGGAUAUUUUCUAUUCAUAUAGAAAUAGGAAGGUAGAUAGUAGAGUUGUAAUACGCUUUUUGGUGAGCACAGUAGUACAAUUUCAUGCUCCAUAAUCUUUUUAACCACCAUAUAUAAUUGUAUGAUUGUAACAAAGUUUUAGCCAUUUGCUAACCUGUGUAUUUAGGUUGCCUCCAGUUAUUUACUAUCAUAGAAAUGCUGUGAUGAACAUAUUUGUACUUAUAUUGAUGUGUAUGGUAUGAGUAUGUCUGCAAGAUAGAAUUAAGGAAAAUGAAAAUUACAGGCUAACCACUUUGAUGUUAGAUGCAAAACUACUAAGCAAAAUAUUAGCAAACUGAAUCCAGAAAAAUAUAGAAGAGAUAACAUAAUAUGAGCAAGUUGGGUUUAUUUCAGAAGUUCAAAGUUGGCUUAACACUUGAAAAUUGAUAUGUUUAAUCAUAUCAAUAGAACAAAGGGAAAUCAUAUAAUAAUCUCCAUAUUUGCAGAAAAAAUCACGAUAAUAUUCAACAUCCAUUCACUGUGCUGCAGGUUGAUUUUUGCCAUAAAUUUGAUUCUAUUUUGCUCCAUUAGUUCUAUUUGUCUGUCUUUGCCCCAAUACUGCAAUGUCUUAUUAUUAUGACUUUAUGAUGGAUCUGGACGUAUGGAAAUAGAAGUCCAGUUGUUACUUCUUCAGAUUGAUUUGGUUAUCUUUGUCCCUUUGUAUUUUCUUAGAAUCAAUUUUCAGUUUACACAAUCUUGCUAUAGUUUUGAUUGGGAUUAUAUUUAC
Messenger RNA from Equus quagga, 5223 nucleotides. It is a transcript of the gene ABT1, whose product is annotated as activator of basal transcription 1. The record is from RefSeq and is a predicted model, not a curated record. Gene Ontology annotation, cellular component: nucleolus. Gene Ontology annotation, biological process: small-subunit processome assembly; endonucleolytic cleavage in ITS1 to separate SSU-rRNA from 5.8S rRNA and LSU-rRNA from tricistronic rRNA transcript (SSU-rRNA, 5.8S rRNA, LSU-rRNA); endonucleolytic cleavage to generate mature 5'-end of SSU-rRNA from (SSU-rRNA, 5.8S rRNA, LSU-rRNA). Gene Ontology annotation, molecular function: RNA binding. Lineage: Eukaryota; Metazoa; Chordata; Mammalia; Perissodactyla; Equidae. The coding region runs from base 13 to 861 and encodes 282 amino acids. The transcript has 3 exons.